Molecule: messenger RNA, 1650 nt
Organism: Tremella mesenterica DSM 1558
Lineage: Eukaryota; Fungi; Basidiomycota; Tremellomycetes; Tremellales; Tremellaceae
Exons: 8
Coding region: 1-1650 (549 amino acids)
Biological process (GO): lactate metabolic process
Molecular function (GO): heme binding; L-lactate dehydrogenase (cytochrome) activity
Source: RefSeq, a predicted model, not a curated record
AUGGCCAAAAGCACUGUAGAAAUCAACCUGAUCUGUUCCUUCCAAAGGAAAUCACACCCCCGUAUAUUCCGGAUCACUAAUCAUCAGACCACUUUACUUGAUCCAUUAUCCCUUCAAGGGGAGAAAGUGAGAGAAACGGAAGAAGAACAGGUAGAAAGGGUACAACCUUCAGGUACUAGGUUGAUAUCUUUUGAAGAAGUUAAGAAACAUAAUAAAAGGGAUGAUUGUUGGGUUAUAAUCAAUGGAACGGUAUAUGACGUUACGGACUUUCUCCCUAGACAUCCUGGAGGACCAGGUAUAAUACUUGCUAAUUCGGGUAGAGAUGCAACUCAAAUAUUUCGUCCAGUACAUCCCCCAGACGCAUUAUCCGAAUUACCUCCUUCAUCAAUCUUAGGAUCAAUAGAUCCAACCACUAUCCCUCAAUCAUCUUUUAAACCACCAACAACAUCGGAAAAAGAAGAAACGGAACGUAUAAACAAAGCCAAAAAGGAAAUGCCAAAUGUCGAAGGGAUGAUGUUGGCUGAUGAUUUUGAAUAUUGGGCUGAAAGAGUUUUGGGGGGUACGGCUUGGGCUUAUUAUAAAAGUGCUGCCGCAAAAGAAAACCCGAUCGGCUUUCUCUCGUUAGCCAUCGAUGACCUCGUGUUUUGGCGUGAUGUAUCUCAAGGAAAUAUAGAAACAGAAUUCGUAGGGAUGAAAUCUACUUUACCCAUAUAUAUAAGUCCUGCAGCUAUGGCCAAACUUGGACAUCCGUUAGGAGAAGUUAAUUUGACUAAAGCUGCUGGAAGAUGGGGUAUAAUACAAGGGAUCUCAAUCAACGCAUCAUGUUCCCUCGACGAGAUCCUUUCUUCAAGAAUCCCAAACCAAAAAAUAAUGUUUCAAAUCUAUUUGAACAAAAACCGUUCCGCCUCUGCCUCUCUCUUGCAAAAAGUAACUCAAGCGGGUGUAGACGCUAUAAUUUUCACAGUUGAUAAUCCUGGUAAUGCGAAGAGAACGAUGGACGUAAGGGCUAAACAUAGUGGUUUGGAAGUUCCGAUAAAUGGACCGAAUGAUAGGUUGAGUAGAGCUCCGAUGGGUAUAGGGGAAAUUAUUGGUGGGUAUCAGGAUAGAAGGUUGGUUUGGGAUGAUGUGGGGUUUAUCAGGAAAUACACAAAUUUACCUAUCAUCAUAAAAGGUGUUCAAUGUAUUGAAGAUGUUGAAUUGUGUGUAAAAGCAGGUGUUCAAGGUGUUAUCUUAUCCAAUCACGGUGGUCGUCAAGUAGAUUACGCACCAGCACCGAUAGAUAUUCUCUACGAAUUACGUACUUACCGACCUGACCUUUUCGAAAAAAUCGAUGUGAUGAUUGACGGUGGGAUAAGAAGUGGAUCAGACGUAGUUAAAGCACUCGCUUUAGGUGCUAAAGCAGUUGGAAUUGGUAGAAGUUUUUUAUAUGCUAAUGGGACUCAUGGACAAGAAGGUGUUGAAAGGUUAUGUGAGAUUUUAGAAGAAGAAAUCACAAAUACAAUGAGAAAUAUGGGAGUUUCAUACAUACAUCAACUUCGUCCUGAAAUGGUCGGUCCUGCUGGUCCUUGGGUAGGGAUGAGUAAACCGAGUUAUUGGAAUCCUCCUUCUCCCCCUUCGCCUUCUUCUACAUCUUCUUUCUCCUCUUUUUGA